Messenger RNA from Camelina sativa (false flax), 969 nucleotides. Its product is annotated as cytochrome c oxidase subunit 5b-1, mitochondrial. Gene Ontology annotation, biological process: mitochondrial electron transport, cytochrome c to oxygen. The record is from RefSeq and is a predicted model, not a curated record. Gene Ontology annotation, cellular component: respiratory chain complex IV; mitochondrial envelope. Lineage: Eukaryota; Viridiplantae; Streptophyta; Magnoliopsida; Brassicales; Brassicaceae.
ACUGUGUGUGUAGUCUCGCACGUACCGGUUUAAGAAUCUCUCAUUUCCCUGGAAGAAGAAGAAGAAGAGAUUCGAAAAUAAGAACAAAAAACAUUUUGAGGGUUUCACUGAAUCCUUCAAAGGUGUGACCUGAGAAUCACAACACAAAACCAAACUUUACUCUCUCGACUCGUCACCAUGUGGAGAAGAAUCGUCUCCUCUCAUCUCAAAACCCUAGCCGCCGAUGUCGUCGCUGCUUCUCCUCGUCGAUCGAUAGCCGCCACCGCUAGACCCGUCGGCUUCUACCUCACCGCCAAUCGAUCAGCCAUUUCUGCUUCUUCUUCUGUUUUCUCUCGACAUUUCAGCUCCGAAUCAGAGACUCCGGCGAAGAAGAAGGUAGAGGAUGUAAUGCCUAUUGCGACUGGACAUGAGAAGGAGGAGCUUGAAGCUGAAAUGGAGGGAAGGAGGCUGCUUGAUAUUGACUUCCCUGAAGGUCCUUUUGGCACUAAGGAAGCUCCAGCUAUUGUGAAGUCCUACUAUGACAAGCGAAUUGUGGGAUGCCCUGGUGGUGAAGGCGAGGAUGAACACGAUGUUGUGUGGUUCUGGCUGGAGAAAGGAAAGUCCUUUGAAUGCCCAGUUUGCACUCAGUACUUUGAGCUGGAAGUGGUUGGUCCGGGUGGGCCUCCGGAUGGUCACGGUGAUGAAGACGAUGAGCACCACCACUGAUUUUGGCCUCUCCUUUGCCGCGAGUUUUUCUUCUUUUUCAUAUAUUUUAAAUUUUUUAUGAUUGGAAUAAAAGAAAAAGAAAAAAGAUAUCUGCCGUUUGGUGAAACAAAGUUGAAAAUAUUUUUGAUCCUUUUUAGAACAACAAUACGCGGUAUCAGAGUUUCCCAAAAUGCCAAAACUCUUAUGACCGUUGUUUUAUGUUUGUACUCUUGAAUCAGAAUCAUUCUUGCCUUUUGCUUAUUUUAUGAUUCACCUUUUCAAAUG